This is a messenger RNA of Anopheles marshallii, 594 nucleotides long. RefSeq names its product acyl carrier protein, mitochondrial (gene ND-ACP). Gene Ontology annotation, cellular component: mitochondrion. The transcript has 5 exons. The record is from RefSeq and is a predicted model, not a curated record. Gene Ontology annotation, biological process: fatty acid biosynthetic process. Bases 1 to 477 code for a protein of 158 amino acids. Gene Ontology annotation, molecular function: acyl carrier activity; acyl binding. NCBI's taxonomy places the organism in Eukaryota, Metazoa, Arthropoda, Insecta, Diptera, Culicidae.
AUGGCAUCGUUGAUGAAUAGUGUACGCGGCCUGGCCUGCCGAAAUACGUGCUUACUUCGUUGCAUACUGGCACGGUCGAUGUCCUCGGUCGUGGUGCUCCGGCGGGAUCGGUGUAACGAGAAGUUUUUGACAGCCCCGGCCUCUGCGCUGCUCUCCCCCUUUGAGCCGAAACAAAACGGUCGAUGGCAACUAGAGAUAGUCAGAAAUUACAGUGCUAAAGAACCGCUAACACUUCAGCUGAUCAAAGAGCGUGUCCUGUUGGUGCUUAAGCUGUACGACAAAGUCAAUCCCGAAAAGCUGACACUGGAAUCGCACUUCAUCAAUGACCUCGGGCUCGAUUCGCUGGAUCAUGUCGAGGUGAUAAUGGCCAUGGAAGACGAAUUCGGCUUUGAAAUUCCCGAUGGAGACGCAGAAAAGCUUUUCAGACCUGCCGACAUUGUGCAGUAUAUCGCUGACAAAGAAGAUAUUUAUGAAUAAGGUUUUCAUAAGCAGGGCCCAACUGUAAAAACCCAGUUUUUGUCAGAUGCUGUAGAUCUUAGUGUGAGAAUUUGAUGAUGAAUGUUUUUAACAGAUACAAUUCAUGGUCACCAACGU